AUGAAUGGACACAUCCUCUAUGGCACUAACAUCGCCGUUGACUACUGGAAGAUUCAGGGAAGGGGCAACAACUUUGUUCACUUUCUAACACAUUUACACGGCGACCACAUCGUUGGGCUGACUUCUUCCUGGCACAAGCCAAUCUACUGUUCAGAAUUCACGGCACACUUGCUGACAACCAGGCAUGGGCUUCCGGUCUCACUUCUACGAGUCUGUGAACUCAACCAAAGCAAACUUGUGUCAGAGCCUGGUUGUCAGGGUUUUACCGUUACAGCUUAUGAUGCUAACCACUGCCCUGGCGCUGUCAUGUUUUAUUUUCAAGGGGAUUUCGGAAACAUCUUGUACACUGGGGAUUUCCGAUCUUCUCCCCAGCUGAUAGAAACAUGCAGUCAUCUUGUCGGAAAUGUGGACAUUCUAUACCUGGAUAACACAUUCUGCAGCCCAAAAUGUGUCUUCCCCAGCAGAGAUGAAUGCUUGAGCAUGAUGGUCAAUGUCAUACAACAGCAUCCAUUGCACCAUGUUCUUAUUGGUGUUAGAAAGCUUGGCAAGGAGUCACUGUUGGCUAAGAUUGGAGUCACAUUGAAUGAAACAAUAUGUGUUUCUCCGGCAUGUUAUUAUAUGUCACAGAUGCUGUUUGCUACCGAUGUGUUCACUACCAGUUCCCUGGGCAAUACCUGCAGGAUCAAAACUGUCCCUAUGCACACCAUCAACCGCAGGUUUAUUGAGCAACUCAACGCGACCCGGCCAACAAUUGCUAUCAUCCCUUCAGCCAUUUUCACAGGUUUGGAUUGUCAGCCUUACAGUCAAGAUUCAAACAUCUUCUUGAUCCCAUACUCUGAUCACUGCAGUUAUGCAGAGCUGCUAGAGUUUGUCUCAACGCUGAGACCAGCCAGAGUUCUUCCAAUUGUCCAGCAGCAAAGAGGGCCUUUUGGGGCAGACGUUAGUGACCGGACGGAUAUGGGCUGUUUUCAAAGCUUCUUGUUGAAAGACAGGGCUGGUAAACACAUUGCUGGCGACAGCAAGUGGGACAGUAGAUUGCAGUCACUCAGACAGUUCAGUGAAAAAACUAAAUCGUCAAAUACAGAAGGGACGUUUCUGAAGGAAAGAUUUGAUGACGGAAACAUAAAUUCUACACAACGCUUCUCAUCGCUGUCUAUUUGUAAACUUGAGCAGAUAUUUCAUUCGUGUAAAAAAUCAGGUUUGAAAAGUCGUGUGCGUGGUAGAAACAGAUCCGCCACACAUACCAUAUAUAACAGAUGCAUGACUGGUGUGGGGUGUAAAAGAUCUGCCACAGGUGUGGUGUAUGUUGACUGUGUAGCAGAUGAAAACUUGAUAAAAGAUUCCAGCAUUCCACAGCCCUCACAACGAAGCUCAGAUAUCACACCACAUCCCACACAACAAAACUCGUAUCUGCCUAGCUUACAUAUCAACUCACAUCCCACACACGGUUCGGAUAUCCCCUCACAUCCCACACAAAGUACAGAUACCAUCUCACAUCCCACAAAAAGUUCAGAUACCACCUCACAUACCACACAAAGUUCAGAUACCAUCUCACAUUCUACGCAAAGUACAGAUACCACCUCACAUUUCACACAAAGCUCAUAUGUCACAUCACAUCCCACACAACAAAUGCCAUGUCUGACUAGCUUAGAUAUCUUACAUCCCACACAAAGUUCACACGUCAUCUCACAUCCAGCACAACAAAACUUAUAUCUACCUAGCUCAGAUAUCACCUCACAUUCCACACAACAAAAGCCAUGUCUGACUAGCUCAGAUAUCUUCUCACAUCCCACACUAAGCUCAAAUAUCACCUCACAUCCCACACAACAAAACUUAUGUCUACCUAGCUCAGAUACCACCUCACAUUCUGCACAAAGCUCAGCUAACACCUCACAUCCCACACAAAGUUUAGAUACCACCUCACAGCCUCCACAAAACUCAGAGACCCCCUCACGUCACACACAACAGAACCCAUGUCUACCUGGCACAGAUACCCCAUCACAUCCUACACAACUUGAAGAAAGUUUGGUUAGCCGGCAGCACAGCAACAUUUUACACGCCAGUAGUGCAGAUUUGCACGCUGGUGAUUGUAAUCAUAUCUGGGGCACUGUUGGGUCUGUCAUCACACACCCAAAUUCUCCUAAUGGCAACAGAAUUUCUGGGCUGGUGGAUAUACGACAUAUAGAUUUGCUGCAUGGCUGCAGCGUGGUUAAAUCUGCAAGCACCCAUCCAAAUUCUGUGUGUUACUGUGGCAUUGCUGAGCCUGUGACCACACAUAAUUCAAAUUCUGUGCAUGACUCUAGCAUUGUUAUGUCUGCAGACAUACAACACGCAACUUCUCUGCAUAAAUGCCCUCAUUCUGGCAAAUACAGCUACCUGGAAAAGGAAAGGUGUGGUUUUGUUUUGUCAACACCUAGCAACACUUCAAGUGGUUCUGAUGCUGGUAAACACAUAGGCUCGAUAAAAUUUGAUCACCAUGGUGGUGCCAUUCUCCCAUUGUCACUGACAGAUAGCAGUCAAGUCAACAUAGGUAGGUCUAACAGUACUGAUCCCCCAAGUUCAUCACAAACUUGUCUAGUCUCUCGUGAUUCAACUGGGAAGUCAUUUGGGCUAGCUGAUCAUCAUCAUCAUCAGUGUCACUUGACCAGCAUAUUUAGUGGUACUGCACAUUUGCCUCAGCAGGACAGUUUCAAGUCUCCGCACAGAAAUGGCUUCAUAUCUGAGUUUAUAGAAGCUACUGAAGCCAGGAAUGGAGAUAAAAGCGCUCACUCUGUAUGCAGGCAGUCAAGGUUUCCGUCAACAAUUCAGAGAAGAAAAUACAACGUACUGAAAUCCAAGAAUAAUGGGAUAGGUUCUGUCAGUCACUUCAUACUUUCACUCAAAGAGUUUCUUGGUAAAACAUAG
Candidula unifasciata is the source of this 2904-nucleotide messenger RNA. The record is from the annotation of a GenBank genome assembly. NCBI's taxonomy places the organism in Eukaryota, Metazoa, Mollusca, Gastropoda, Stylommatophora, Geomitridae.